Choloepus didactylus (southern two-toed sloth) is the source of this 5752-nucleotide messenger RNA. It is a transcript of the gene NEU3, whose product is annotated as neuraminidase 3. Gene Ontology annotation, cellular component: cytoplasm; membrane; lysosome. Lineage: Eukaryota; Metazoa; Chordata; Mammalia; Pilosa; Megalonychidae. Gene Ontology annotation, molecular function: exo-alpha-sialidase activity. The record is from RefSeq and is a predicted model, not a curated record. The transcript is spliced from 3 exons. Gene Ontology annotation, biological process: ganglioside catabolic process; oligosaccharide catabolic process. The coding region runs from base 310 to 1662 and encodes 450 amino acids.
GUCCUAACGGCUGGCGGCCUGUGGCCUUGUGAGAUCUCUCACGCGUCCUCGUCCCGCUACUUUUACUCACCUUUCGGUCCAGGGUCUGUUUGCGUCCCGGCGUCUCGGUAUCUCUGUCGUCUUCUUUCAGGCCAUUUCCCCGCUCUUCACUUCUCGUAGUUUGUCUCCGCGGCCUCAUCUGUUCUGUUUCUACCCCCCUCUCUCUCCUCUCUGUGAACGACUCUCUCCUUCCCCGGUCUCCUCACCCUUGGUGCCGGACAUUCUCCCGGGCUUUGGUGUCCGAGGCCUGAGGGGCUGUCCCCGCGCCCCAUGGGAGAGCCCCCCGCGCCCAGCUCUGCUCCGAUAGAGACCGAGGAGCCGGGGUCUCGCGCAGAGGUCAUGGAAGAUGUGGUAUCGUGCUCCUUCAACUGCCCUCUGUUCUACCAGGAAGACAAGCGAGGGAUUACCUACCGGAUCCCAGCCCUGCUCUACGUCCCCACUGCCCAUACCUUCCUGGCCUUUGCGGAGAAGCGCUCAACCAGCAGGGAUGAGGAUGCUCUCCACCUGGUGCUGAGGCGAGGGUUGAGGACUGGGAACUCAGUAAAGUGGGGGCCCCAAGAGGCCCUGAUGAAAGCUACAUUACCAGGGCAUCGGACCAUGAACCCUUGUCCUGUGUGGGAGCAGAAGAAUGAAUGUGUGUAUCUGUUCUUCAUCUGUGUGCGGAGCCAUGUCACUGAGCGGCAACAGAUUGUAUCAGGCAGGAAUGCUGCCCGCCUCUGCUUCGUCUGCAGUAGGGAUGCUGGUUACUCAUGGAGUGAGGUGAGGGAUCUGACUGAGGAAGUCAUUGGCCCAGAGAUGAAGCACUGGGCCACAUUUGCUGUGGGCCCAGGUCACGGCAUCCAGCUACAGUCAGGGCGGCUGGUCAUCCCUGCAUAUGCCUAUUACAUCCCUUACUGGUUCUGCUUCCGGGUACCAUGUAAAGCCAGGCCUCAUUCUCUGAUGAUCUACAGUGAUGACCUGGGGGCCACAUGGCAUCAUGGCAUGCUCAUGAGAUCCAUGGAGACUGUGGAGUGUGAGGUGGCAGAGGUGACUGGAAGGGCUGGCCACCUUGUGCUGUAUUGCAGUGCCCGGACACCAAAUAGGUGUCGGGUGGAGGCUCUCAGCACUGACCAUGGUGAAUGCUUUCAGAGGCUGGCCCUGAGCCAACAGCUCUCUGAGCCCCCACAUGGCUGUCAGGGUAGUGUGGUGAGUUUCCAGCCCCUGGAGAUCCUACGUGGGCACCAGGAUCCUAGUGGCAAAGGUGCUCCCCCCAUUCAGAAGAGCUUUCUGCCAAACAGCUCUCUGAGACUGGAGCAGGAAGCUGGAACACUGUCAGAAUCAUGGCUCUUGUAUUCACAUCCAAGCAGUAAGAAACGGAGGGUUAACCUAGGCAUCUACCUCAACCAGACCCCCUUGGAGGCUGCUUGCUGGUCCCGCCCCUGGAUCUUGCACUGUGGGCCAUGUGGCUACUCUGAUAUGGCUGCUCUGGAGGAGGAGGGCUUGUUUGCAUGUUUAUUUGAGUGUGGGAUCAAGCGGGAAUGUGAGCAAAUUGCCUUCCGCCUGUUUACAGACCGAGAAAUCCUGAGCCAUGUGCAGGGGGACUGCACUAGCCCUGUUAAGAACCCUGAGAAAGUUCAAGACUAACUAAUUGGCUUAGGACCUACCUUUCCAUAGAAGGGAAUAGGAACCAUAGUCAGGAUAAUGGGAGCUAAGAUAGCAGAGGUUACUGAAGUCUACAGAGAAUCCAAAAGCCUAGUAUUCUGUUCCCUCCUCCCCCUCCAGAGAGCAAAAUGAAAAUUUGCCUUAGUUACUGUAGUGGAAAGAGCACUGAACUGAGAGCUGGGUGACCAUGACAUGGUUCUGGCUCUGCCACUGACUUGCUUGACCUGUGCCACCUUACCUCUCUGGGCCUCAGAUCUCCACCUGUAAAAUGAGAAGAUUGGUUUUGUGAUUUCUCUUCUUCCCAUUCCUGGGAGAGGCAGAGUUCCUGGGUGCUCCAUGAUCAGCAAGUCCUGGCUGCAUAUAGGACUCUGAUCUCAAAAUGGAAAUCAGAGGACUUACCUUUUCAAAUGACACUCCCUUCAUUCAAGUAUGAGAUGACAUAGUAGGAAUGAAGAUUUGGAUGGUUUGUUCCAUUUUAAAUAACAAAAACACCCACACACUUCUAAUCAUGCUCAGAGCUCUGCAGUUCCUCUAUCUUAGAGGAAUUGGGCACCACAGUAGAAUCAUGAUGUUACCUACCUUCUCCAGCUUUGCAGUUCUGCUCAACCUUCCUUUCCUUAUCCAGAAAGCAUUGUUUUCUAGGGAAAAAAUGAGAAGCUCAAUGCCGGUGGUCCUUGAUAAUGGUGAUUUUUGCUUCUGAUGGCAUCACCCCUAUGAAAGAUGGACCUGAAGUUCACUUAUUAGGAUGAUUUCUGAUAGGAAAAGGACAUGGUUAGGACUUUAAAACUUUGGAUGACAGUUUAUGAGGUGAGAAGAGGAAGAAAAUUCAAGGAAGGAAAGGAACCUGAUGGAAGUUUACAGAUUUUGGGCCUUAAAUUGGGGUGAUGGUAGCUCUUGAUGUCAUUUUCUUAGAUGUGUCUUCAGUAUGACUGUAGUCAUCUGCCCAAAGGCUUGUUGAAGCUGGUAGUUUCCUCAAAUUUGCUUUUCUUAGAAUGUUAUUGUGGCCCAGCCACUCUUUUACCCAUGGAGGAGGUCUUCAACCUCCCCAUUAGGAAGGUCUCUGAACUCCCAAGCCUCUGAGUUGGGCCUAUUUGUUUUGACCUCCUGGAAUCACCAUAUGUGAAGUAGGGAAGGAUGACAUGUUGUCUUAUAGGCUUGAGGCUGAAAAAAGUUUAUGCUGGGUCUUUCAGGGAAUACCAGACUGAUUGCUCAUAUCUUAGAUUUUCUCCCCUAUAACCUGUUAUUGGGCCAUAAAUCUAUCAUAAGAGAUUUAUUCCUUUGGGUAGGAAAUCUCUUUUAUCCCUAUUUUAGAAAGAUAAUGUUUUACACUGGUAUCUGCUAAUGUAUUUCAUGCUGGAUAAUGACCAUGGAAAGCAAGUCUUAGCUAGUCUGGGAGGCUAGGGGUUUCAGUUGUACCGGUAGAAUGGGGGAAGAUCGUAUAGGAUGAAAGUAGAGAUUAACUUCUACUUUAGCAUACUGUUUAAGCCCAUGGCUUAGAAAUGACUUUUUAAAAUUCUGUUAGUCUCUCAUAUGUUGCCAAAGUAAUCUUCCCACUUCAGAGUUGGCAUUCAUUCAUUCAUUUAUACAUUUAUCUAAAUAUUUUCUGAGUGCCUGUGCAUAAUGCAAGGUACUUUUUACUGUCGUUCCCUGGUUGAAAAUUAUCUGUAGCUCCCUAUUGCCUACUAAAUGAUAUUUUCAUUUAGCCUGGCAUGCAGGACUUUCAGUUAUGUGAAGCCUCCUGUUAGGGAGGUUGGAUUAAAUAAUGAAUUAAUGAUUAAAUAUUUCCCUCUCCUUCCUUAUUUGAAGCCCACUGUCAGGGAACAGCUCUUGCAGGUUGGCAAGUUGAGGGAGUGGGGGCUUGGAGAUGGGCAGGUGGUGCAGGGAGGAACUGGGGAAGGGGAGAGGAUUAAAAAGGCAGUCCUCUUCUGAGUAGUAGAAACUCCUUGUUCAACAAAGCCUUACUGAGCACCAUACCCCAAUUAUAUAGGAAUAGUUCUAAAACUAAGUCUAAAGGAUGAAGAGAAUAAGAAUAUUAAGACUUGGAACUAUCCAAGAAGAGAGUCAGCGAAGGAACCUCAGUCACGUGCCAGUAUGGGUCAGAGCUGUCUCAUACUGGUACUCACAAUGUCUCAUCCAUCUCUAAAUUCUGCUCCCUCUCACAUUUACUCUUAUGUUUGCUUCUCCUUAAUGACUAGCAGAGAACCUUCUUAACAGGGAAAGGGACUAUGUGCAUAUUUCAGGAAUAGUAAGAAAAGGUUGGGGGACAGGGAAAUCUGGCAUGAAUACUAGAGAGAUGAACAGAAUGGGUGAUGGCAGCUGUGAAGAAAAAGAAUAGCAGAUAGGAGUCUUGGCACCUUCAGGAAGAGAGAGGAAGUGGCAUAGAUGUGAGGCCUAGGUCGUAGAGAUGGUGUAGGUGGUGGCUGCUGUGAAGAAGAAAUGACCACAGGAUAGAGCUGUUCCUUGAGACCUGUGGGAAGAGAGAGGACUACACAGGCCAGCAGCUUGGGCUGCAGAGAAGGUCCUAUCCAACCCUGUUACUUUAAGCUGACUUAAACUUUCUCAUGCUCUAGGUAAUCAACGAAGAUAUAUUUGGGUACACCAACCCUGCUUGUGCCAAUUACCCAAGGCUUUCAAGUCCCUGGAACCUGUACCAUGACAGUACUCUGAUACUGGUACCUUAGGUGCGCUCAUUUCAGCUACCCUUAGAUUGGGGGUAGAAUGGAAAAGAUGGGAUAGGUGAUGGCAGCUGUGAAGAAAAGAGGAAAGGAGACUGAAGGCCUAUAACCUGUAAGAAUAAAGAGAGGACUACAUAGGCUGUGGUUCCUUGCCCCCAGGUGUCUUGCUCACCCUUUCCCCUGGAAACUAGAGUGGAUCUAUCCAACACGUGGCUCACCACUGGUAGUGCAGGAAAGCAUGGGUAGAAGCCUCUUGCUGCUGGUAUUUACCCAGACUUGCCUCCCACCCCCCCACCCCCAUUCAACCUGCUGGUCCUGCUCAUGCUUCCUGGUUCCCUAACUCCUAAGCAACUAAUAUUCACCUCAGGCCCUUGUUACUUGGAUGCUUUGUUUGAACCUGUUUUUCCUGGUCACCACUGGGACUCCCCUCCAGUGUCCAUAAGAUAUCAUGCAGCUGCAGCCAUGGGUAAAAGACCUUUCACCCUGCCUGCCAGGUAGCCUAAGGUACCCACAGAGGUCAACCUGAGGCUGCACAGCCUUAUCCCUAGGGCAGGAUCCAAUACUUACCUUCUGGCCAGAUUAGGCUAUCCACUCUUCUCCAGCAGUCCCUGAGUUUUCCCUGCUGCGUUAUUCAAAUAAUAUCAUGUCAUCCUUCUCUGUGCUGCUGCAGUGUACUAAGUGUCCCUUUGGUCCUUACUUCAGGCUGCCCUGUAUUAUUGUUGUCUGCAUUGUGUCCUCUAGCCCUCGUUCGGCUGUGAACUCAAGGGCUAAGUCUGUCUGACGCCUCUCUGUGUCCUUUUUACUUUGAGUUAUCUAUAAAUAUAUGCUUUCUAUCAUAUUUUGAAUUCCCAGAAGGUAAAGACUGGGUCUGAUUCCUCUCUUUGUCCUCUGCACUCGGCACUGGGCCUGGCACAGAGUAGAUAGCAGUAAAGAUAUGCUGAAGAUGAGUCAAAUACCCUUGACCUUUUGGAGCUAAUUGAGGAUGCCAGGGGGAGUUCUACCCCAGGGAGAAGGAGGUUGCAUCCCUCUGUGGUUUGCAUAGCAUUUUAAACCUGCCAAACACUCACCCUAAAUGAGUGUUCUCUGUGCUGAUCUGCUUCUAAGUCAGUCACAGUACUUCCUGGGAACAGGUUUUGCUCUGGCUUGAACUUGGACCUGCCUGGAUGUCCUACAGAUCAUAGCCCAAGCCCAAUGGUGGUCUCAUUGCACUGGCGUGUACCCUCUGUCCCUGAUUAGUUUUUCUAUAACUGCCACUGCUCCAUGACUCAAAGGAGAUAAUGGGCUCAAAUUGUUCUGAGCAUGUUUUGGCUCUGUGAUUCCAAGUGCAAGAAAUAUACCAUAAAAACUACAUGACUCUCUGAAACAAGGAAAAUGAAUAAAGAGCUUAAUUCUGGUGA